Exophiala mesophila is the source of this 700-nucleotide messenger RNA. Its product is annotated as ubiquitin-40S ribosomal protein S27a. The record is from RefSeq and is a predicted model, not a curated record. The coding region runs from base 77 to 541 and encodes 154 amino acids. Gene Ontology annotation, cellular component: ribosome; nucleus; cytoplasm. Gene Ontology annotation, molecular function: structural constituent of ribosome; ubiquitin protein ligase binding; protein tag activity. NCBI's taxonomy places the organism in Eukaryota, Fungi, Ascomycota, Eurotiomycetes, Chaetothyriales, Herpotrichiellaceae. The transcript is spliced from 3 exons. Gene Ontology annotation, biological process: protein ubiquitination; modification-dependent protein catabolic process; translation.
CGCCUCUUCUUUCUCUCAAACAACCACUUCUGCACCAAGGAGAUUGAGGAAGACAAAUCUUGUCUAGAUCUUCAACAUGCAGAUCUUUGUCAAAACCCUCACGGGUAAGACUAUCACCCUCGAGGUGGAGUCGUCCGAUACCAUCGACAAUGUCAAGUCCAAGAUUCAAGACAAGGAGGGCAUCCCACCUGACCAGCAACGUCUGAUCUUCGCCGGCAAGCAACUCGAGGACGGCCGAACCCUGUCUGACUACAACAUCCAGAAGGAGUCGACCCUGCACUUGGUCCUUCGUCUUCGUGGUGGCGCCAAGAAGCGCAAGAAGAAGGUCUACACCACCCCCAAGAAGAUCAAGCACAAGCGCAAGAAGACCAAAUUGGCUGUGCUCAAAUACUACAAGGUUGAUGGUGAUGGAAAGAUCGAACGCCUGCGACGUGAAUGCCCAACCGCCGAGUGCGGUGCUGGUGUCUUCAUGGCCGCCAUGCAGAACCGUCAAUAUUGUGGUCGAUGCCACUUGACAUACGUCUUUGACGAGUCCAAGUAAACAGUUCAAUCGGAUCACAGAUGUAUAGGAUGCAACUGGCAAGAUCUUGCGUGCGACGUAUCGUUGCACGCUCAAGCUUGCAUUCUUCCAUAGACAUCAACUUACUCCGCUUUGGCUCCAUGUAGCAAAUGCCAAUACCAAAAUCCUUGAACAAGUCAA